Messenger RNA from Pipra filicauda (Wire-tailed manakin), 761 nucleotides. RefSeq lists its product as uncharacterized. The coding region runs from base 12 to 761 and encodes 249 amino acids. The record is from RefSeq and is a predicted model, not a curated record. The transcript has 3 exons. Lineage: Eukaryota; Metazoa; Chordata; Aves; Passeriformes; Pipridae.
UCCUGUGACAGAUGUGGCGUGGGUCACGCACGCUGUUCCAGCACUCGGCACUCCUUGCGGGAGUGGGCGGCCACCAGCAGCCCCGGGAGCGGAGCGCUGACAGCCCCGCGGUCCGUGGCGGGGGCAGGGGUGUGCGGGGCCCGCGCUGUUCGCUGCCUGCGGCGCCGCCCUCCCCGUGCCCGCCCCGCCGGGGCCGCCCCGCGGCAGACGGAGGGAGGGAGGACGGGCGCGGCCGGAGCGGCAGCCGGCGAGCCCCGGGCGGGCGGUGCGGGAGCAUGGCCCCGGCGGGGCGGCUGUGCUGUGCCGCGCUGCUCUGCGGCGCACUCAGCCUCUGCAGCCUGCGGGCCGCGCCGCGGCAGCCCGACACCCUCUACAUGUGGAUCGACGCCCAGCAAGCGCGGGUCCUCAUCGGCUUCGAGGAGGAUAUUCUGAUCGUGUCCGAAGGGAAGAUGGCCCCGUUCACCCACGACUUCAGGAAAGCCCAGCAGAGGAUGCCCGCCAUCCCCGUCGGCAUCCACGCCAUGAACUUCACCUGGCAGGCAACAGGACGGCGUGCCGGGACGGCCCUGGGUGCGGGCCGUCGUGCCCCUCGCCGGCCCCGCUGGGCAUCGCCUCCAUCCCAGCGGGGCGCCGGGGCGCGGGCGGGCUCGGGGAGCAGCGAGAAACCGACCGGAUGGCUGGGAAAGUGCGCUGGAUAUGGGGUUGUAAGGUGCGUGGGAGAGCCGGGUGUCUCGGGCCCUGGAGAACCUGCAGGCUGGUGA